Messenger RNA from Triticum aestivum (bread wheat), 612 nucleotides. RefSeq lists its product as uncharacterized. Lineage: Eukaryota; Viridiplantae; Streptophyta; Magnoliopsida; Poales; Poaceae. The record is from RefSeq and is a predicted model, not a curated record. Bases 83 to 334 code for a protein of 83 amino acids. The transcript has 2 exons.
AACGAGCUGAUACCUCACGAGUCACACACACACACACACACCCUGACACCCCUCGUUUGUUGACAUAUCGCCGCCGGUGGCCAUGGAGGGGACCUUCAUCACGACGGAGCUCCGCGGCGCGCUGGCCAAGGUGGCCGUGUUCCUGCUCGUCCAGGGUCUGGUGUACCUGAUCCUAAGAAGCUCGUCUGACGUCUUCUCCAAAGAUAAGAAGCUCAGGUCCCUGAGCUUCCGGUCCAUGCGGUCCAUGAGCGUGAGGCGCGUGCUGGCGCCGUUCUCCGACGUGCCCGUCGGCACCGACGAACCCUCCUCGCCUUCGCUGCUGUCGUCGUGGUAGUCGCGCCGCUCUGCUAACCGCGAGGAUUGAAUUGCUUGGAGAGCGGUUGCUUAGUUCUGAACGUAUGGACAGUUCCUCUGUUCUGAGUUGUCAUGGAUUCUUAUUGCGGUUGAGAUUUGAGAAUCAUAUUUGAACUCCCAUAAAGUGAGAUUAGCUAGGUGGGAUCUGUAUCUGUAGAUAUGUACAUUGAAUUGAAUUUGGUGGAUGGAUUAUUUGAUUCUAAAAAAAGUGUCUGCUCUCAGUUUUUUUUGAAACGGAGUCUGCUCUCAGUUGUGAUU